GAUAUAAAAGCCCCUCUAUCGGUUCGAAAGCCAACAGACUAAAGUUCGAAGGCCUAGCAGUCGAUACCUAAUCAGUGAUUUUCAAAAAUAUUUCCCCCAAAGUGCAUAAACAAAUGUGUCAAUGAAGACACCGGACACCAAAGCCAAGUUGCUGAAUAAUAUAAGUCUAUCUAAACACCUGUCUUCCAAGAAAGGCGGCUCUCGCACUAGUAACUGCGGCAAUUGUCUGGAAUUCUCCGUGCUGACGCGUCUCUCCAGCGUGCCCUGAAUCCCCCAGUUAUCCAAGCUCACCCAAGCUCCAGUUGAAACUUGAAAGAAAUCCUUGACAAUGGUUCACCAAACUCGCACACCCAGCAAGGCCAUUCCCGCCAAGCACCUGAGUCCCAUGCGGACCGUGGAGGGUCUGGGCGGAAAGUACGCCGUAUCCAGCAGUCCGGCGGAUAGUUUCCUGCGGAACACCAGGCUCACGGCUCAGAGCAGCUCCCAGCAGUCGGCCGCCUUCAAAUACAACCAGAUGGUCACCCACAAUCGGGAGCAGUUCAAUAACCUGCACUUCUGCUAGGACACGGAUAGGGAUGUGGAUGCACGUCGUCGCUGGAGAGACCGCAUUGGAGGAGGGAUAUAACCACUACUCGUACGAUGGCGAUUGUUUGUCACAAUACUUAAUGGCAAUAAAUUCAUUUUGAACAAAUUUUCACAUA
Drosophila simulans is the source of this 701-nucleotide messenger RNA. RefSeq lists its product as uncharacterized. The record is from RefSeq and is a predicted model, not a curated record. Bases 122 to 268 code for a protein of 48 amino acids. NCBI's taxonomy places the organism in Eukaryota, Metazoa, Arthropoda, Insecta, Diptera, Drosophilidae. The transcript has 2 exons.